AUGACAGUUUUCUUCUCUUCCUCAGACCCAGUGGAUGUGUUGAGGGCUCUGCAGGUUCCCUCUCUCCCCGAGGGCGUGAAGAAAGUCCCCGGCUUCUGCGCAUCCCGUCGCUCCGGCAGCCCCGACCAUGCUUACCGCAUCACCAAGAAGGCCCAGAUCUCUGCCCCCACCAAGCAGCUCUUCUCAGGUCGGUUCCCGGAGAACUUCUCCAUCAUGGCUCUGGUUAAGGCCCAGGCUGGUCUCCAGGCCUUCCUCCUCUCCAUCUACAGCGAGCAGGGCAUCCAGCAGCUGGGCAUUGAAAUGGGACGCUCCCCAGUUUUCCUGUACGAGGACCAGAACGGCAAGCCGGCCCCUGAGGACUACCCACUGUUCAAAGGCGUCAACCUGGCUGAUGGCAAGUGGCAUCGCAUCGCUAUCUCUGUUUCAAAGAAAAAUGUGACUCUGCUGCUGGACUGCAAGAAGAAGAUGACCCGCGCCUUGCCCCGCGGCAACAGCGCAGAGGUCGACACCAAUGGCAUCACGGUGUUCGGAGCCCGUCUGCUUGAUGAGGAGGUCUUCCAGGGAGACAUCCAGCAACUGUUGAUCGCCUCCAACCCCCAGGCUGCCUAUGACUUCUGUGAACACUACAGCCCUGACUGUGACUCCCCACUGCCUAAGACCCAGGCUCAGGACCCCAACACAUACUACUUUGAUGAGGAGCUGGAUGACCAUGAAUACCCCUAUUAUUAUGAGGAAACGACAGGCGUUCCCUCCUCCUCUGCGUCCCCCUCUCCCCAACCUGGGGCCCUCAGUCAACAGGAUGUAGACACUGAAUAUUCCGAGGCUGGCCACACCCCUACAGAGACUGAUUAUUACUAUGAGGAGACGGUGCCAGAGGGUGAGGUGAUUGGACAAGAAGAGAACGCUCCCCAGGUGGAGACAAUGUUGGUGGGAGAGGAGGUAGAUGCCACCAAGACAGGCGGUGUGGGCGAGGAGGCCUUCACUGAGGAGUAUGUGACUGGGGACGUGGGCCUUAAGGAAUACGACUAUUCCUACAGGGACUACAAUGAGCCAAUACUGGAGACCAGAGAGGUCGAUGCCUACAUGGGCCCCGCCCUGUCCGCUGUGACAGACGAGGGAGGCGCUGCCGUCAGAGGCCAGAAAGGAGAGAAAGGAGACCCUGCUGUCUUGGAGCCUGGUAUGCUGAUUGAAGGACCUCCAGGACCUGAGGGACCUGCUGGUCCUACUGGCCCCCCCGGCUCCUCUGGACCUCCUGGCUCUGCCGGUGACCCUGGCGAGAGGGGUUUUCCUGGUAAGGCUGGUCUGUCUGGAGCUGAUGGAAUCCCAGGACCUCCUGGAACCUCAGUCAUGCUACCUUUCCGUUUCGGUCAGAGUGGAGGAGAUAAGGGUCCUUCUGUUUCUGCCCAGGAAGCCCAGGCAGCAGCCAUCUUGUCUCAGGCCAGGAUGGCUCUGAAAGGACCUCCUGGACCAAUGGGAUUCACUGGGCGCCCCGGGCCCCUGGGAAAUCCAGGUAGUAAUGGUCUGAAGGGAGAGAGUGGAGACCCUGGUCCUCAGGGCUCCAGGGGACCCCAGGGUAUGAUGGGUCCUCUUGGCAAAUCAGGAAGAAGAGGCCGUGCUGGAGCUGAUGGCGCAAGGGGAAUGCCAGGAGAGUCUGGAACUAAGGGUGACCGUGGUUUUGAUGGCCUUCCUGGUUUGCCCGGUGACAAAGGACACAGAGGUGACUCAGGACCGUUGGGACCCCCAGGAUCUCAAGGCGAGGACGGAGAGAGGGGAGAUGACGGAGAAGUUGGACCCAGGGGUCUCCCAGGUGAACCAGGACCUCGCGGCUUGCUCGGACCCAAAGGUCCUCCAGGAAUCUCUGGACCUCCUGGUGUACGAGGGAAUGACGGGCCUCACGGUCCCAAGGGAAACCUGGGUCCCCAAGGAGAACCAGGUCCUCCAGGUCAGCAGGGAACCCCAGGAACUCAGGGUAUGGCAGGACCUCAGGGAGCCCUCGGACCCCCAGGAGAGAAAGGUCCAACAGGAAAACCAGGUCUGCCAGGAAUGCCUGGAGCCGACGGCCCGCCAGGUCAUCCAGGAAAGGAGGGCCCUUCUGGCACCAAAGGAAACCAGGGUCCCAACGGUCCCCAGGGUUCUAUCGGCUAUCCUGGCCCUCGUGGUGUCAAGGGAGGUCAAGGAAUCCGUGGACUGAAGGGCCACAAGGGAGAGAAGGGAGAAGAUGGUUUCCCUGGAAUUAAGGGAGAUUUUGGUGCCAAGGGAGAGAGGGGUGAGCUUGGAGUAUCAGGGCCUAGAGGAGAGGAUGGUCCAGAGGGGCCAAAGGGUCGCGUCGGACCGCCUGGUGAAAUUGGACCACUUGGACUGGUUGGAGAGAAGGGAAAACUUGGUGUACCUGGACUUCCUGGAUAUCCCGGAAGACAAGGACCCAAGGGAUCUCUUGGAUUCCCUGGUUUCCCCGGCUCAAACGGCGAGAAGGGAACGAGGGGUCUUGGUGGCAAAUCGGGACCAAGAGGACAAAGAGGACCAACGGGCCCCAGAGGGCAGAGAGGACCGAGGGGCACGACUGGAAAACCUGGAGCAAAGGGAACUUCGGGGAGUGAUGGCCCUUCUGGUCCGUCUGGAGAGAGGGGAUUGCCCGGACCUCAGGGAGCCAAUGGUUUCCCCGGACCAAAGGGACCUCCUGGACCACCAGGAAAGGACGGGCUUCCCGGACACCCUGGACAGAGAGGAGAAGUUGGUUUCCAAGGUAAAAUGGGUCCACCUGGACCUCCUGGAGUCGUUGGUCCUCAGGGUCCAUCAGGAGAGACUGGCCCAAUGGGCGAGCGUGGCCACCCCGGACCCCCAGGUCCACCUGGAGAGCAGGGACUUUCUGGUCCCUCAGGGAAGGAGGGGACCAAGGGAGACCCUGGACCCUCCGGAGGCCCCGGCAAAGACGGGCCCCCAGGACUGAGAGGCUUCCCUGGUGAGAGAGGACUUCCUGGAACCCCUGGAGGUGGAGGACUGAAAGGAAGUGAAGGACCUGCCGGACCUCCUGGACCCGCUGGGUCUCCUGGUGAGAGGGGGCAAGCUGGUACUGCUGGACCUGUUGGACCUCCUGGCAGACCAGGCCCUCAGGGGCCUCCUGGACCAUCUGGAGAGAAGGGAGUUCCUGGUGAGAAAGGUCCUAUCGGCCCGGCCGGACGUGAUGGAGUGCAGGGUCCAGUGGGUCUGCCUGGCCCUGCCGGAUCACCCGGAGUACCUGGAGAGGACGGAGACAAGGGUGAGGUCGGAGAACAUGGGCAGAAGGGCGCAAAGGGAGGAAAAGGAGAGCAUGGUCCUCCUGGUCCACCCGGGCCAAUGGGUCCUGUCGGUCAGCCUGGUCCUGCCGGUGCUGAUGGAGAGCUUGGACCAAGGGGCCAGCAGGGGCCAUUUGGAGCUAAAGGUGACGAAGGAACCAGAGGAUUCCCAGGAGCCCCAGGACCCAUCGGACUGCAGGGAUUGCCAGGACCACCAGGUGAGAAGGGAGAGACAGGAGAUGUCGGACCUCUGGGUCCUCCAGGUCCCCCAGGACCCCGUGGCCCAGCUGGACCCAGCGGUGCUGACGGUCCUCAAGGUCCUCCUGGUGGUUUGGGUAAUCCUGGACUUAUUGGAGAGAAGGGAGAGCCUGGUGAGGGAGGACCACCUGGAAUCGUAGGGGAGCCAGGGAAGAAGGGUCCUCGUGGAGAACGCGGAGAGAAGGGAGAAUCCGGACAACCUGGAACUGCUGGACCUGCUGGAGGACGAGGAGGACCUGGAGAUGAUGGACCCAAAGGAAACCCUGGUCCUGUUGGUUUCCCUGGUGAUCCCGGUUCCCCUGGUGAGGUUGGACCCAGAGGUCAAGAUGGUGCCAAGGGAGAGAGAGGAGAAGAUGGUGAACAAGGAGAAUCUGGCUCCCCUGGACCUCCUGGUGAGAAUGGACCUCCCGGCCCCCUAGGAAAGAGGGGCCCUGCUGGAACAAAAGGACCAGAGGGACGUCAGGGAGAGAAGGGGACUAAGGGAGACUCGGGUGCUGUCGGCCCCCCAGGAAAGACCGGACCCGUCGGCCCCCAGGGUCAACCAGGAAAACCAGGAACAGAAGGCCUCAGAGGACUGCCGGGAUCAGUGGGUGAGCAAGGAUCUCCAGGACUUGCCGGACAGAAAGGACCACCUGGACCAAUUGGACCUCCUGGUUUGCCUGGUUUGCGUGGAGACCCCGGAUCUAAGGGAGAGAAGGGACACCCGGGACUUAUCGGUCUCAUUGGACCCCCAGGAGAGCAGGGAGAAAAGGGAGACAGAGGUUUGCCUGGGCCUCAGGGAUCCUCUGGAUCAAAAGGAGAGUCUGGAAUGUCUGGAGGAACCGGACCCAUCGGCCCUGCUGGUCCUCCUGGUCUGCCUGGUCCUCAAGGUGUCAAGGGAGCUAAGGGAUCUUCUGGUGGAUCUGGUCCAAAGGGAGAAAAAGGUGUACAAGGACCUGCUGGACCUCCUGGCCCACCAGGCGAGGUCAUUCAGCCCCUGCCCAUCCAGAGGAGUCCCAAGUCCAAGCGUUCCAUCGACGCCAGCAUGCUGCUCCCCGACACCGGCUCCGACAUGCCCGCAUCUGAUGCCACUGGCACUGAGUUCCUGAUGGGCAGCGAAGGCAUGGAAGAGAUCUUCGGCUCUCUCAACUCACUGCGACAGGAGAUCGAGACCAUGCGUUUCCCUCUUGGCACCCAGGACAGCCCUGCCCGCACCUGCCAGGACCUGCACCUCAGCAAGCCGGAGCUCAAAGACGGAGAGUACUGGAUUGAUCCUAACCAGGGCUGCUCCAGAGACUCCUUCAAGGUGUUCUGUAAUUUCACCAGCGGAGCAGAAACCUGCCUGUACCCCAGCCAGAGCAUCAACACGGUGAAGAUGAGUUCCUGGGACAACGAGACUCCAGGAUCCUGGUACAGUCAGUUCGCCACUGGUAGUAAGUUCUCCUAUGUGGACUCUACCGGUGAGCCUGUGGGCGUGGUCCAGCUGGGCUUCCUGCGUCUCCUCAGCGUCCAGGCCCGCCAGAACCUCACCUACCACUGCCACCGCUCAGUGGCCUGGGCCGACCGGAGCGCCAAGAACAACUACAACAGGGCGCUGCACCUCCAGGGGGCCAACGACGAGAAGCUGAGCUACGAGACCAACCCUUACAUCAAGGCCUUGGUCGAUGGCUGCUCUUAUCGUAAGGGCUUUGACAGGACCGUCCUGGAGAUCAACACACCACAGGUGGAGCAUCUUCCUCUGCUGGAUAUCAAGGUGUCAGACUUUGGGGAGAGCAACCAGCAGUUUGGCUUUGAAGUGGGACCUGUCUGUUUCCAAGGCUAAAAAACACACACACACACACACACACAUAUCUACGCAUCAUGCAAAGAAACGACACGUGCAAAUACUCACGCACACACACAUGCACUUACAGACACACUUAUAUAUAAGAAACAUA
Anoplopoma fimbria (sablefish) is the source of this 5446-nucleotide messenger RNA. RefSeq names its product collagen, type XI, alpha 2 (gene col11a2). Bases 1 to 5331 code for a protein of 1776 amino acids. Gene Ontology annotation, molecular function: extracellular matrix structural constituent; heparin binding. The record is from RefSeq and is a predicted model, not a curated record. The transcript is spliced from 64 exons. NCBI's taxonomy places the organism in Eukaryota, Metazoa, Chordata, Actinopteri, Perciformes, Anoplopomatidae.